Fomitiporia mediterranea MF3/22 is the source of this 747-nucleotide messenger RNA. RefSeq lists its product as uncharacterized. The transcript has 2 exons. The coding region runs from base 1 to 747 and encodes 248 amino acids. Lineage: Eukaryota; Fungi; Basidiomycota; Agaricomycetes; Hymenochaetales; Hymenochaetaceae. The record is from RefSeq and is a predicted model, not a curated record.
AUGUCGCAUCCCGAUCUCUACCGUUCAGGAAACACGACUUCACCACGGUUCGACAACGUCCGGGAGGGAACCGACAUUCCAGUUGUGAAUGGGCUGGUCUCACCCAACACAGGUGGCAUUUCGACAUUCUCACAGAAGCAAGCCAGCUGGACGGACAACAGAACGUGGAUCUUGAGAAGGACUGUCUCCUUGGGCACGCAGCUCGUCGCUAGGAAUGACCGCGGCCAGCAUUGGAGCAUCGAGCCAAAGCAGGAAAUGACACUUACGGCUUACAAGUCGCAACUCCAACAGCUGAAUACGAAGGCAGUGCGGUACGACCAGCAAGCUACGUCAGACGUUCAGACCGAGGCUACGGAGCUCGCCCUGCCAAGGCAAUCGAGCCAUAGCGACAAAGCGACACGCUUCAUCUUCAAUGCGCUGGCUUCUGUUGUCCACAAUCACAUACCAGUCCCCAAGGUCCCUGACUGGGAUGAGAACGAUUAUUCCUACCUCGCAGUCCUUGCCCAAUCUCUCGAGGACGGCAGCCUUCCCUUGUCUGAUCUAGUUUGGGACCCAGAAGACGUACUGAAGAAGGAAAAGGUAUUUACCGCUGCUGCCGUGUCGGCAUACAUGACGAAGGAAGAGAACGCCAGAAAGGGGAAGGGAAACGAGAACGACGAGGCCGAUCUAGACAACGAUCACGCGCUCUUGCGCACGGUGCUUAAGUUCGACGACGCGAAAAAUCCGCUUGCCGAGAAGUAUGCUUAA